Molecule: messenger RNA, 2637 nt
Organism: Gopherus evgoodei (Goodes thornscrub tortoise)
Lineage: Eukaryota; Metazoa; Chordata; Testudines; Testudinidae
Product: breast cancer anti-estrogen resistance protein 3-like
Exons: 7
Coding region: 441-1985 (514 amino acids)
Biological process (GO): positive regulation of peptidyl-serine phosphorylation; small GTPase-mediated signal transduction
Molecular function (GO): phosphotyrosine residue binding; guanyl-nucleotide exchange factor activity
Source: RefSeq, a predicted model, not a curated record
UCACAGCCACAGGGAUACACUCCGCUUCACACCCAGACUCACAAGCGUUCACCACUUCACAUCGUCACCCCCCAGCCCCUCACCAUUGCUCGCAACCCCUGCCUGGUCCCGGGCUCUGCUCCCGGGGGUGGGUCCGGGGCCUGGGCGGAGCCGCUGCCGGGCGCUGGAAUGUGCGGAAUGGGGAGAGCGGAGAGCCCGGGGCUGCCGGGGACCUGCCGGGGCUGGAGGGAGCCGGAGCAGCGCACGGGACCCCGAAACGCAGCGCUGCGCCCCAGCAGCUCAGGAGGAAGCAUCUCGGUGGAGGGCUUGGCGUGAGCUCUGGAGGGUGGAGACCUAUUGAACCCGGUGGUGAACGGUCCUAGAGGGCUGGAUGCCCCGUCAGACUGGGCAUCCCCUCACGUGAUAUCCCGGAGUUGCCUGAGGCCUAAGCCGAGGUGACCAUGGACUUGGCCAAGGAGACGCUCAGGAAGGAGCUGGAGGAGGAGCUGAAGCUCAGCACAGACGAGCUGCGGAGCCAUGCGUGGUACCACGGCUGCCUGCCACGGGAGGAGGCCGAGUCCCUGCUAGGGGAGGAUGGGGAUUUCCUGAUCCGGGACUCAGGCUCCAGCCAGGGGGACUACGUGCUGUCAUGCCGCUGGCAGGGCCAGACCCUGCACUUCAAGAUCAUCCGGGUGGUGCUGCGCCCUCGCCUGGGCUACUCCCGCACCCUCUUCCAGUUCGAGCAGGACCAGUUUGACAACGUGCCAGCCCUGGUGCGCUUCUACGUGGGCAACCGCACACCUGUCUCAGAGACCUCGGGCGCUGUGAUCUCCCAGCCCGUCAACCGGGACGUGCCGCUGCGCUGGCUGCAGGAGCGCUACGGGGCCACUGGCCGGCUCUGUCUGGACGGGCAUGAGCCGGCCAAGGGGGACGCGGCUCCCCGCAGACUCAGCCUCCGCAGACUCACCGCUGGGGAGAGGGUGACAGACGGGAACCUGCUCCGAGUGAAAGACAGGAGUGGGAGCCACCCCACCGGGCUGGAUCAGCUGGGCCAGAGACCCUCCCUCUACACAGCGCAGUCAGACAGUAACCUACGGACAGGCAGCCCAGAAGCUCCAGUCGGCACCCAGGAACGGAGUGAGCUCCCGCCCCCCUCGCCCGUCUUCCGCACUGGCAGCGACCCUGUGCUGCGACCCACCGCCCCCCGGUGCCUGGACCCCGAGGGGGGUGCAGCGCUGAGCGGCUCGGAGGGGCAGCUGCACUCCAAGGCUCCCCCCAAGCCCCUGCGGGCCCCCUCCAUGCUGGUGGGCGACGCCUCCCAGGAGCAGCUCAGCACCUACUGUGAGCUGGUGCCCAAAGCCCCGGCCGGCCUGCGGAGCCAUGUGGCUCGGCUGCACACCGAGGAGAAGUGGCGUGGCCGGGCCCGGGCCACGGACACGGCCUUCGGCUUCCUCGAGGAUGAGGUGGUGCCGCUCCCCCGGCCACGCCACUAUGAGGAGGAGAUGGAGGGCUUUGUGCGCCCCCUACUGGAGACAGCCUCCUCCUUCCAGCCCCACAGCUUCCACUCGCUCCUCCUGCCCCACGACAACAAACCCUUGGAGCCCGGCGCCCUCAAACGGCUCAAGGACCUUUUCGACCGACAUGACUGCCGGACCAUGGCCCUGCACAUCCUCUACAUAGACUGUCUGGCUGGCAGGAUCACCGGGGUGACCAGGGAGCAGGAGCGGGCGAUGGGGGUGAGCUCGGGUCUGGAGCUGAUCACCCUGCCUCAUGGGCACCAGCUGCGCCUGGACCUGUUGGAAAGGUACCGGCCUGGGAGAGCAGGGUGUGGGGACAAAGGCUGCGGGAUGAGGCGUAGCAGUGUUGAAAUGCGGCUGCCUCUGGGGGAGGGCAUGAGGGUGGCUAAACAGCUGCACAGCAGGAUUUGCACUGGCAGGAGGAGGAGCUGGAGUCUAAAGCCGCAGGGGAAAAUUAGAAUAAAACACGGCCGGGGCAUGGCUGGGUAAAGCCUUUACAGACCACAGAACAGGGUAAGACUUAAGGUCUUGUCUACAUGAACAUUUAGUUUGCAGCAAGCUAGGAUGGGAGCCUCCCUCCCCCACAAACCCCCAGCCUGCCUGUGCGCUCUGUCCCUGUGCACCCAGGUGACGUGCAGUACCAGCUCAUGAAUGCGCUUUGCUCUAGUGCUCUUUGAAACACGACUGGAUCAACGCGCACUAACCAACAUCUAGUGGGCACCAGCAGGGAUGGGGCGGGCUGGUCUACGCUCAGAACACGGUGGCUGGCGCUGUAAUGAAAUUGCUCUAUGCUGACGGGAGAGAGUUUCUCCCAUCAGCAUAGUUAAUCCACUUCCAUGAGAGGCGGUAGCAUCCCUGCCGUCCACACAGCGCUGUCUAUGCCGGCAUAGCUGUGUCACUCGGGGGGCAGAGGGAGUGGUUCACACCCGAGUGCCAUGGUUACACUGUUACCGGUGUGUAGUGCAGACCAGAUCUUAGAGCGUGGCUGGCUGGGGUAAGUUCUCACCCCCAGCGUGCUGCGAACUAAAUGUUUGUGUAGACAAGCUCAGGGCCUCGUGAAAGAUGGCAAAGCGCCUCCUAGCACUGUGGUGCAGUCUUGCGAUCUGCACUCACUGCCCCCUCCUGAAACCCCCACUCCCUG